AUGAAGUCCCAUUUGUUUCUCCUUUCCCUCUCUGCUGCUGGUGCUUUUGCCCAGACCCAGUUCUUGCGAGAAGCACAGUAUAAUGCUAUCUGCGCCUACCAAGAUGGCCUGGAGGAUGAGAUAUCUCCGGGCUACUGGGUGCGCUACAACUGUGGGGUCAUUGGGAGCUGGACGAGCCCUACCAUCAGCAACAUUCAAAGCGCCCAGGCCUGUGCCGAAGAGUGCAAGCAGGUUGCAACCUGUGUCGGAAGCUCCUGGAGCGCAAGCAGUGCGCAGUGCGUUCUCAGCGGCAACAAAAAGAGCAUCAACAGGUCUUACGCCUUGUUUAUGGAAAAGAUAGAGCCCGCAGAUCCAUUCGAGACGUGCGAGGAUACUCUUGAUAAUUGCAAGGCAGACCUCGCGCAAAGCAAGGCAGAUGCCGCUAAGAGCCAGGCAGCCCUCACGAAAUGCCAAAGCGACAAGCAGAAACUUGAUCUGAUUUGGGAGCAGCGCAAAGAAGCCAUGGAGAUCUGUGGCUAUGGUGGCCGUACCAAGAUUCAGGCCGGCAAAUAUGCAUAUACCCCUCGUUGCCAGCGAUCGGCUACCACAGGCGCGUUCUACAAGCAGCUGGACCUUGGUGUUGACAAGUGUCUUCAGCAAUGCUCAAAAGAGACAAGGUGCAAAUCUGUCAAUUAUGUCAUCAUGAACAAUGCGCCCUGCAAGUUGCAUGAGACAGGUACCACUGCAGCUAUUCCAGUCACUGAUGAGAACUCCUGCCCUGUCACUCCCAUGAUUGGAUUUACUCCCACAACCAAGAAAUAA
Penicillium pulvis is the source of this 801-nucleotide messenger RNA. RefSeq lists its product as uncharacterized. The transcript has a single exon. NCBI's taxonomy places the organism in Eukaryota, Fungi, Ascomycota, Eurotiomycetes, Eurotiales, Aspergillaceae. The coding region runs from base 1 to 801 and encodes 266 amino acids. The record is from RefSeq and is a predicted model, not a curated record.